CGAAAAAUGCGCAAUCACUGUCCAGAGACGCACACGAGAGCACAAUACGAACUAUAUCUGUUUGGUUAAGUUUUGGGUUUUUGUUGCAUGGAAAUUGUCUUUUCAUGAACAUGGUCACGCCGGUUUCAUUUUCGCUUUAUUUUGGGCGUUUUGUUUCUCUGCGUUUGCAUUUUCUCUUUGUCUCCAAAGGGCUGUGAGUUUCAAGGGGCGCUGAGUCCUGGAGGCCUAAAAGGGAACUACGGAUGCUGGAACGUUACCUCUCGGUCCGUCACAUUCUGACAUACUGUGACAUUUUUUUGCACUGCCCUGUCAACAUUUUGACAGUUGAAAAAAAAAAUGUGGGCCCGGCACCCACGGCAAUCACCACCUGUGAUGUUUGUCCACACGUUCUCCGAGUGGAUUCCGGUGGCCUAAAAUAAUGUAAAUAAAAUAACGUAUGCAUAUGUAAUUGUUUUGCGUACCAAAAUGAAUCAAAGUCAAACUAGACUGGAAAAAGAUUCCUUUCUGAUGUGGCUUUUCAAGUUCAGUCUCCAAAGAAGAUCUGAUGUUCUUGUUUCGUUGUCAUAUGGCUUUUGUUUUUGUUCCCCUUUGUUCUGCUCCUACCGCCUUUCUCCAGAUGCUGAGUUUAUGCGACUAGCUCAUCCAGACGCUGUUAAUCCAGUAAACUACAAUCAAAAUAUCCGCCUCAUCUCUCUCGUACAAAUAAAAGUGGCCUAAAUGUAAUUUCUAUUUUCUUUUAUAUGUCUGUCAAGGGUGGCCUUUCCCUUGUUAUUAUUUUGGUUGCUGCGAUUCCUUUACUGGUUUUGGCUUCAAUGCACCGGUCCGUCGAGAUGGUCCUUGAAUUUUGAAAACUAUUAAUUCCAGCAUUAUCCACAGUUAUGUUUUGUUGUCAGUUUCUAUCAAACUGAACAGCCAAAACCUGAAACUUUUUAGUUGGGACAUGCCCAAGCAUCAAGAAAAAAAAAACAACAUAUGCAAUUUAACAACAACAACAACAAAAAAACCCACACACACCCUGUAAAAAAUGAUCAAAGGACAGAUUUUGUUCCAGGCAGUUGGUUCACUUGCAUCCAGUAGGGGGAAUCGACUGCUCGCUCUGCAGCCAUCUGCCUCUCAAUCUCCAGCCCUCUCCUCGUCUCCCAUGCAUAUUCCCGGGUUGUGGAAACGCUGCAGCCCAAUGGUCUGCGUCUGCUUGGCUGCUUUAAGACCCUCCUACCAGCUGGGCUGAAAAAAAGAGGCGGCACUGUGCUUGCAAGCCUUGGACGAGCCCCCUUUUACCGCCCUGUCAGUGUUGAGGAGAAGGGAAGAAAGAGAGAGAGAGAAGGAGAGAGAGCGAGAGAUCAAGAGAGCGCAUGCGAGAGAGCAACUCUGUGACAGAGGCAAAGAGAACCAAACAGGCUGCUUAGAGAAGUGAGAGAGCAGAAAGGAGGAAAUAAGGAACGUACACGACCCGAGCAGGAAGAGGGAGGAACGCAGACGAGGGACCCUUUCUCUUCUCUGCCACAAGGGGCACAGUCGCUACUUUUAUCCACUUGACUUCUCGAUGAAACCCAGUGGACUGGACUAACCAAUUAGCGGAUUUGUACGACCCGUUUGUGCUGCAUCCUUCGGAAACUGGCGCAUCCGUUGCGCUUUCUGCUUGCGCAAAGUGAGAGGACUGACUGUCUGUUUCUGCGCUCGCCUCUUCGCGUGCGCCGCUCCGUGCGCAAAGUGCAUCUGUCGGCAAUCGGUGCUGAGGACGUCUCCCCUCUGUCAUACAAGACACCGUUGGAUCAGGCUACAGAGUGGAGAGGCAGAGCGUGUGUGUGUAUGUGUGUGUGAGUGUGUGUGCGAGUGUGUGUGUGUGUGUGUGUGAGAGAGAGAGAGAGACCGUUUGAAUCAGUGUGUGCAUGAGGCAGAGGCAAAAGUGAUCCAGUUUGAAUAGAGAAGGGAACCCAUACUUCCUCUCCCUGUGUUCCUUUUGCCAUUCCUUUCCUCCUCUCUUUUUUCCUCCCGUUCCUCUCCCACUCUCCAAACAUUCACAGGACCGCUCAGCUUCUCUUUGCAACUUCUCUUCCCUCCCCAUCCUCUCUACCUCUCCCCCUUUUUUUUGUCACACCUUGAUCCGACGCCCGCGGCGGACGAGCGCGCCGCACUUGGAAUCGGGAACUUGAGGGAAUAUUUCCUUUUUUCAUCCGGCAACGAGAGAGAGAGACCGAGGCGACAAGUCCGCCUUGUUCGUGGAGCUCCAGACCACAUUGAGACAUUAGCGUCUUUUCCCAGCUGUUGUUGCAGCACGCGGACACUUCCCCUUCCCCUCUUGUGGAGCCACGAGUGACAGCUGUGUGGACAAGGAAGAAAGGAUCCCUACGAGCGUUCCACUCCUCCACUAUCCACCCCCGGUGUCACCAUUCCCUGCCUCAGUGCUAAGGAUUCCAGCUACAUGGGCAAGCGAUUGGAGCAGCAGCCAAUGUACCCUCAGUACACCUACUACUACCCCAAUUAUCUCCAGACUAAGCAGCCCUAUGCUCCACCCCCUCAUCCCAUGGCUCCUCCCAGCCCCAGCACCAACAACUGCAGCCAGGGAGCGGCGGAGCAGCUGAGUAAGACCAACCUGUACAUCCGAGGCCUGCCACCCGGGACCACCGACCAGGACCUCAUCAAGCUCUGUCAACCGUACGGGAAGAUCGUGUCGACAAAGGCCAUUCUGGAUAAGAACACCAACCAGUGCAAAGGCUAUGGCUUUGUUGAUUUUGACAGCCCAGCUGCGGCGCAGAAAGCCGUGUCGUCUCUCAAAGCCACCGGGGUGCAGGCGCAAAUGGCCAAGCAACAAGAGCAGGACCCGACCAACCUGUACAUCUCCAACCUGCCCAUCUCGAUGGACGAGCAGGAGCUGGAGAACAUGUUGAAACCUCUUGGUCAUGUCAUCUCCACCAGGAUAUUGAGGGACGCCAACGGAGUCAGCCGGGGAGUUGGCUUCGCCAGGAUGGAGUCCACGGAGAAAUGCGAAGUCGUUAUCCAGCAUUUCAACGGAAAAUACCUGAAGACCCCACCAGGAAUUCCAACUCCCACGGAGCCGCUGCUGUGUAAAUUUGCCGACGGUGGCCAAAAGAAGCGGCAGAGUCAGAGCAAGUACCCUCAGAACGGGAGGCCGUGGCACAGGGAAGGCGAGACUGGCAUGGCAUUAACAUAUGAUCCUGCUGCAGUGCAGAACGGGUUCUACUCUUCGCCUUACAGCAUCGCCACCAACCGCAUGAUCGCACAGACCUCCAUCACGCCCUUCAUCGCUGCUUCACCCGUUUCCACAUAUCAGGUCCAGAGUACAUCAUGGAUGCCUCAUCAACAAUACGUUAUGCAACCUACAGGUGCAGUGAUCACGCCAGCCAUGGACCACACUAUGUCCAUGCAGCCUGCCAGCAUGAUGGGUCCCCUCACCCAGCAGAUGAACCAUCUGUCCCUGGGCACCACCGGAAGUUACAUGACUGCCGCCGCCGCCGCAGCAGCGCCUAUGCAAGGGACCUACAUUCCCCAGUACACUCCUGUGCCUCCAACAGCCGUCCCUGUCGAAGGAGUGGUGACGGAUGCCUCCCCGCAGACAGUGGCUCCCUCAUCACAGGAGGUGACUGGCCAGCAGCAACAGAUUCAAGUCGACGGUGCCACCGACCACGUUUCUGCUUACUCGUACCAGUCCAAAUAGCAACGGCCUGAGAGAAUGUUCCUGUGACAGCGUUGCCUUGAGACAAAAGGUGGCUGCACUGUGAAUGUGAGAGGGGAAUGUAGGGGAAGAGAAAAAAAAAGGCGAUUGCUUCCAGAUUGCCCAGGCACCAAAAAAGAAAAAAAAGACACUUUUUUUCAUUUUCGACCUGGUCAACUAUGGGAAAAAAAAAACAAGGAAGCAAUGGAUGCUAAGAAAAGGGGUGUGGGAUAUUGUUGGGGCACAGUGCAAAGAAAUUCAAUUGUUAAGUGUGAAAACCUGCCCGAAGGGCCGUGCUGAAGCUAGAAAAUUUUCUCAAAGAAAAUCCUCAACCAAUUAAAUAAGACAAAAAAAAAAAAAAACAACCAAAAAAUACAGAAAAAUGACACAAAAAAAAAAGGUUGAAUGUGAAGGUGAACUUUAUUUUGUAAUUAGAACGGGGAGUCAUGUUUGAGAUACACACAGAGAUUGUCUUCCUCAGAAACUAAGCUAAAAGUUGUUUUCACUAUUUUUUAUGUUCUAGUGUUCAAUUUUACUUUUCUAGAUAUAUUUGAAAACAAGGUGUUUGGGUUUUUUUUCUUUCUUUCUUGAAUCUUCAUGGCCUUAAUUUCAAGGGCGCCAGAGACUUUGCAAGUUCAAAUCUGACGUCUGUUUGGGAGUUGGGUGGAAGGAAAAGGGGGGACAGAAGUCUAAGCGAAUCAGUAUUUUGGACCACUUGGAAGGUUCAAGAAACUGGAUGAGUUGAUUAAAGAGGAAGAAGAAUCUAUCACAUAAGCUGUACAGGUUUAAUAGAAAAGAGUUUUUCUUUUUUUUCCUUUUCUUCACAAGAAGAAUGCUUUGAUAACGAUUAUGUCAGAUGUAACAAAUGUGUUAAAAGAACUAAAUGCCUGUUGCGGAAAAGACUUGAGCGCUGAAGAGAUUUUUCACAAUGAGGAAAAAAAAAAAA
Messenger RNA from Hippocampus comes (tiger tail seahorse), 4619 nucleotides. RefSeq names its product RNA binding motif, single stranded interacting protein (gene rbms3). The record is from RefSeq and is a predicted model, not a curated record. The transcript is spliced from 14 exons. NCBI's taxonomy places the organism in Eukaryota, Metazoa, Chordata, Actinopteri, Syngnathiformes, Syngnathidae. Gene Ontology annotation, molecular function: RNA binding. Bases 2423 to 3676 code for a protein of 417 amino acids. Gene Ontology annotation, cellular component: ribonucleoprotein complex.